AUGUCCAAGACCGAGCAAAAGGCCUGCCUCAUCGUCAUUGACGGAUGGGGUAUCCCCUCCGAAGAGUCUCCCAAAGAUGGCGACGCCAUCGCCGCGGCCGAGACGCCUGUCAUGGACGAGCUUUCCAACAAUGCCGAGGGUUUCACUGAGCUAGAAGCCUCCUCUCUGGCAGUCGGUUUGCCUGAGGGUCUCAUGGGCAACUCCGAAGUCGGCCACCUAAACAUUGGAGCCGGCCGUGUUGUCUGGCAGGACGUUGUCCGCAUAGAUCAGACCAUUAAGAAGGACGAGCUGAAUGACAAUGAAGUUAUAAAGAAGACUUUCGAGAGUGCUGCUGCAGGCAACGGCCGUCUGCAUCUUUGCGGUCUCGUUUCUCAUGGUGGUGUGCACUCCAAGCAAGAACAUUUGUAUGCUCUCUUGAGAGCUGCCAAGAAAUACCAAGUUCCUAAGGUCUUUAUUCACUUCUUCGGUGACGGCCGUGAUACCGACCCCAAGUCGGGCGCUGGUUACAUGCAGGAGCUCGUCGACUAUCUGAAGGAGGUUGGUGUUGGCCAGAUUGCUACAGUUGUUGGCCGAUACUUUGCCAUGGAUCGUGAUAAGCGAUGGGAGCGUGUCGAGAUUGCGUUGAAGGGCAUGUGCCACGGAGAAGGCGAGGCUAGCGAUGACCCAGUUGCCACUGUCAAGGCUCGAUAUGAGCGUAAUGGCGACAAGGACAGAGAUGAGUUCCUGACGCCCAUCAUUGUUGGUGGUGAUGAGGGAAGAAUCAAGGAUGACGACACCGUCUUCUUCUUCAACUACCGAUCCGACCGUGCUCGACAAAUUACUCAGCUCCUCGGUGACGUUGACCGAUCGGUUCUGGAGGACUUCAAGUACCCUAAGCUCAGCAAGCUGGUCACUAUGACUACCUACAAGACCGACUAUCCCUUCGAAGUUGCCUUUGAGCCCCAGCGCAUGGGCAACGUCCUAGCCGAGUGGCUAGGCAAGCAAAACGUGGAGCAGGUUCACGUUGCUGAGACAGAGAAAUACGCUCACGUCACCUUCUUUUUCAACGGUGGUGUUGAGAAGGUGUUCCCUCUGGAGACUCGUGACCAGGACCAGGAUCUUGUCCCUUCCAACAAGUCAGUGGCUACGUACGACUUGGCCCCAGAGAUGUCUGCAGAUGGCGUUGCCGACCAGGUUGUCAAGCGAUUGGGUGAACAGAAGUUCCUAUUUGUCAUGAACAACUUUGCUCCCCCCGACAUGGUUGGCCACACUGGUGUCUACGAAGCCGCCAUUGUCGGCUGUGCGGCCACUGACAAGGCUAUUGGCAAGAUCCUUGAGGGCUGCAAGAAGGAGGGCUACAUUCUCUUCAUCACUGCUGACCAUGGCAACGCUGAGGAGAUGAAGUUUGCUGAUGGAAAGCCCAAGACGAGCCAUACCACCAACAAGGUGCCAUUUAUUAUGGCAAAUGCGCCGGAGGGCUGGAGCUUGAAGAAGCAGGGUGGCGUCCUAGGAGACGUUGCCCCAACUAUCCUUGCUGCCAUGGGUCUCCCUCAACCCAGUGAGAUGACUGGCGAGUCUCUGCUUGACAAGAACCUUAAGAGAGGCACUCAGUAA
Pochonia chlamydosporia 170 is the source of this 1593-nucleotide messenger RNA. Its product is annotated as 2,3-bisphosphoglycerate-independent phosphoglycerate mutase. Gene Ontology annotation, biological process: glucose catabolic process. The coding region runs from base 1 to 1593 and encodes 530 amino acids. Lineage: Eukaryota; Fungi; Ascomycota; Sordariomycetes; Hypocreales; Clavicipitaceae. Gene Ontology annotation, cellular component: cytoplasm. The record is from RefSeq and is a predicted model, not a curated record. Gene Ontology annotation, molecular function: manganese ion binding. The transcript has 4 exons.